AUGGCCUCACAAUGGCCAAAACCGGAAGGUUUCGAUGGCGAUAUCGAUCCUUUCGACCUGGUCGACCGGUUCAAAGAACACUUCUUAUCGAUCUGCCGUUAUACCGCCGAUAACCCUACGGCGACUGCACCCGCCGGCUAUGUUAUGGAAACCAUGUUUCAGGCUAACAAAAUUGUCGCCGUGUUGGCGAAGAAUUUGAGUGAUGUCAGCAAUGCAAGAUUUCCUGAACCACUGCUGGAGCCAGAGCCAGAGCAAGAGCAAGAGCAAGAGCAAGAGCAAGAGCAAGAGCAAGAGCAAGAGCAAGAGCAAGAGCAAGAGCAAGAGCAAGAGCAAGAGCAAGAGCAAGAGCAAGAGCAAGAGCCAGAACGUGAGCCAGAGCAACCUCCCGCAAAUCAAUUAUCCUUGCAGGAUCGGCUCGCGGUGCUUUCGAACAUAUUUGCAGUGAAGCAGGAAGAACCUACAGAAGAGCCUUUAGCUGAGGUUGAAGAAGCUGAUGAAGUGGCUCAGGAACUCUCAACCCUGGAUAUCUUUGGCCCUGAUCUGAAUCCUGAAGAUUCUGAGGAAGACGGAGAUUGGGGAAGCGAAUCCUCAGAGGAUGACUCUGACGAUGACUACUACGAAUAUGGAUCAUUCGGAGAUGACAGCGAUGAGGAGGAGGAGGAGGAGGAGGAGGAGGAAGAAGAAGAGGUGGAGGAGGAAGAAGAGGUGGAGGAACAGCAGCGGGAGCUGAAGCAGGGGCAGGAGGAAGACAGUGAGACACAAGGAGAUGCGGCUGCGCCAGAUGAUGAUGAAGGAAUGGAGGACGAAAGCGAGGAAGAAGUGACCGAGGACGGAGAUUUGCCGGCCGAAGGUAAAGACCACGACCAACCUCUUGACUGA
Penicillium maclennaniae is the source of this 879-nucleotide messenger RNA. RefSeq lists its product as uncharacterized. The transcript has a single exon. Lineage: Eukaryota; Fungi; Ascomycota; Eurotiomycetes; Eurotiales; Aspergillaceae. Bases 1 to 879 code for a protein of 292 amino acids. The record is from RefSeq and is a predicted model, not a curated record.